GUUCCAUGGUUGCGCCGUCGAGGAUGGGGCCAAUGGCGGCGCUCUCGGCGGUCUUGAUUUCGGUGCUGGUGUCGCAAGCCACGGCCUUCCGCACUGAACCCGGCGCUGUGUCAGCGCCGACUCGUCGAGGUAAAGAACACCAGCCUGAGGGAGAGCGACCUGUACGCGUGGGCAGGAACACGGACCUGGAGACAGUGCCGUGGAUCCUUCCGGGCGAGCGGGAGGGGAUGGAGCCUCCGCGUCCGGGGCGCUGGCGCGGAUCUCACGCGUUGGAUUGGGAGCAAGCAUCAAAAGAGGCUCCGAACGCCAAGGAGAUUCUGCUGGCUGUCGGAGGCGGUACGGGUGCAGGUACUGGAACUGGAAGUGCUGCUAUGGACCGGGACCUCAUUCGACGCAUGCGCUACCAAGACAAGCUGGUGCUGUGCCUGAUGAUCUUCGCCUACUUUGUUGCCUUGAUCUUCACGGCCAGCUUAGCCUACCGCCAGGCUGGAAACAACUCGCCGGUGAAAUUCUACGGGGACCCUCGCGUGGAAGAUUUAAUGAUCGACACCACAGAGGUUGAGGAUUUCCUCCAUGUCUUCUCGCAGCCUCCGAGGAGAGUUCAGCUUUGUGUCCAGGGGCUGCUGCCGGUUCCAACUCUGUUGACCCACAUGGCGGAUGGCUCAACGGAGUGGCAAGGAUGCUUCUACCGCCACGUGUUUUGCUUUGGGCUGGACCUGUCGCCCUUCAUCGUGCACGCGGACGUGGACGAGGAUGCUCCGGAGGGGCAGAUAAAUGGCGUGCACGCGGACGAGGUCGAAAUCCUGAGGAAGUUCCUUCGGGAAAACAGGAACGACCUGGCAACAGUACAGUUGGCCAAAGAAGUAUCCUGGGAUGGCUGGGAGGAGCUGGCCACCAACAUCAAGCACAAGAUUCGACAGAAGGGAUUUGAAGGCCUGAUACAUGUGAGUUGGAGAAACACAGAGCUGCUGACAGUGUACAAGAACCGUACGUGGGCGAACUUCCUCCACCGUGGCAUCACCCGCGUCCUGCUUGCUUUGAGCAUCAUUGGCUACGCGUGGUAUGUACCCUACAUGUACGUCAGACAACGGGGUCCGGAAGUUCAUCCAAAGUUCAAGGUUGACAUCGACAUUCAGAGUUACUGGCGGCUCAUCGGCGAGAAGAUCAAUGAGAGGGGCUUUGACCCUCAGUAG
This is a messenger RNA of Symbiodinium pilosum, 1193 nucleotides long. The record is from the annotation of a GenBank genome assembly. NCBI's taxonomy places the organism in Eukaryota, Dinophyceae, Suessiales, Symbiodiniaceae.